AUGGCCUCUGCGAAGGGGGAGCGCGCCGAGGAGCUCCCCCCCGACGGCACGUGCGAUGUCUGCGAGCCCGAUGAAGCCGAGAGCGCGGUGGGGGUGUGCGAGGAGUGCGGCUUCUCCUUCUGCCAGCCCCACGCCGAGGAGCAUGGCCAGAAGUACGCGGCCCACCGCCUGCGGGGCCCUGCCUCGGGCCGCGACGAGGCGGGGAAGGGCGAGGAGGCGGGGGAAGAGGCGCCCAAGCUGGAGCGGAAGAAGUGCGAGGAGCACGGGCAGGAGCUGAGCCUAUACUGCAAGGAGCACGAGAAGAUCAUCUGCGUGCUGUGCGCCGUCACCGGCACCCACCGGCAGCACCAGCUCAUCACCCUGGAUGAAGCCUACCAGACCAUGAGGAAUAGAGAACCCGUUGACCUGAAGGUGGCCAUGCUGGAGAUGGUGGAAAGGUUAAAGUUCAAGUGUGCAGACCCUAAAGUGACUCGGAGUGAGAUGAAACUGUGUGUUCAGCAGGAGUUUGACACUGUACGGCGGCUGGUUUGUGAGGAGGAACGGAAAGCUCUCCACCUAGUGGACCUCCAGGAAGCAGUGGCCACUGCUCAUGUGACAGAGGUGCUGGCGGAAAUCAACGUCCACAUGGCAAAGCUGAUGACUGAGAUGGCAGAGAUCAGAAGGCAGCUGAACACCUUCAAUGAGUUAGCCCUGCUCAAGCCUGAGAGCAACGAUGAGGAACCCAGUGAUGUUGCUCCUGAUUUUACACUGGGAGCUAAUCCUUUCCCUCCUGCCUCUCCUUCCCGAGGGAACAGGCGAUAUGAUGACAAGGACCCAUCAUCGGCUAACGGGCCCUGCUGAGACAAGACGGGUUUGGCUGCAGUGGAG
Messenger RNA from Emys orbicularis (European pond turtle), 867 nucleotides. It is a transcript of the gene TRIM44, whose product is annotated as tripartite motif containing 44. Gene Ontology annotation, molecular function: zinc ion binding. The transcript has 6 exons. Bases 1 to 840 code for a protein of 279 amino acids. Lineage: Eukaryota; Metazoa; Chordata; Testudines; Emydidae. The record is from RefSeq and is a predicted model, not a curated record.